Prunus avium (sweet cherry) is the source of this 1221-nucleotide messenger RNA. Lineage: Eukaryota; Viridiplantae; Streptophyta; Magnoliopsida; Rosales; Rosaceae. The record is from RefSeq and is a predicted model, not a curated record.
UCCAUUUCCUCUUUGGUGUUUACAAACACUGAGAGCUUGAGACCCAAAACCCCCUAAACCCAAACGGACAAAAUAACAAAGCACAAAAACAAUCCAAUCCAAUCCUCUCUGAGCUCUCUCCCUCUCUACCCAAAACAUGAUUAUCAGUAGUAGUUGUGUGCGUACAUUUUGCCCGCGCCUCACGUCGUCGUCGAAGAAGCGUGCCCUCCGGACGGCUGCGCUGGUGACUUUCACUAUCCGCCGGCGACGUUUGAGCACCGCGUGCUCAGUUUCAGCCACCAAGAGUAAAGAGAAGGAGAAGGUGAUAGUCGUAUCUGGGCCCACCGGAGCAGGGAAGAGCCGCCUGGCUUUGGAGCUCGCUAAGCGGCUCAAUGGCGAGAUUAUCAGCGCCGACUCUGUUCAGGUAUAUCGGGGACUUGAUGUUGGAUCUGCCAAGCCUUCCCCAGGUGAUAGACAGGAGGUGCCGCAUCAUCUUGUUGAUAUUUUGCACCCAUCUGAAGACUAUUCUGUCGGAAAAUUUUAUGAGGAUGCAAGGCAAGCUACAAGAUCUAUUCUUGAUAGUGGCCGUGUUCCCAUAGUUACUGGUGGCACUGGAUUGUACUUGCGCUGGCUCAUAUACGGAAAACCAGAUGUUCCCAAAGCGUCUCCAGAUAUUGCAUCUGAAGUGUAUUCCGAGUUAGCGGAUCUGCAGAAAAAUGAGGACUGGGAAGCAGCUGUGCAGUUAGUGGUCAAAGCAGGUGACCCAAAGGCUCAAUUUUUGGCUGCCAAUGACUGGUAUCGAUUAAGACGCAGCCUUGAGAUCAUUAAGUCUAGUGGAUCACCUCCAUCUGCAUUUCAAGUACCCUACAAUUCUUUCAGGAAACAAUGUGAUUCUAGUGUAGUUGACAGACAUGACAUCAAUCCUUCUACUGAUGUUGUGGAAGAAUUAAAAUCAAAGGAAUUGGACUAUGAUUUCAUUUGCUUUUUCCUCUCAAGCAAAAGAGUUGGUCUUUAUAGAUCAAUUGACUGCCGAUGUGAAGAUAUGCUGUCAGGAAGUGAUGGUAUCUUGUCUGAGGCUAGAUGGCUUCUUGAUAGUGGUCUUCUUCCAAAUUCAAAUUCAGCAACCAGAGCAAUUGGUUACAGACAAGUAGUAACAGUAAGAAAUAUUUGCUUUUAGGCAAUGGAGUAUCUAUUGAUGUGUAGGCAGCAAGGAGGUAGCUCUCCAAGAGAGUUCUUCAAUUU